Silurus meridionalis is the source of this 4363-nucleotide messenger RNA. Its product is annotated as R3H domain-containing protein 1. Gene Ontology annotation, molecular function: nucleic acid binding. The coding region runs from base 378 to 3539 and encodes 1053 amino acids. Lineage: Eukaryota; Metazoa; Chordata; Actinopteri; Siluriformes; Siluridae. The record is from RefSeq and is a predicted model, not a curated record. The transcript has 26 exons.
CGACGAUAUUAGUAUUCUGUAAGAUGAUUGGCUGUUCUGACUGCCCGUCACACACUUCCCUCCCGCCCCCCUGGUCUCCCAGCAUGCUUUGCGCGGCUGUGCCUGACUCCGCGCAGUUAGCCUGUUAGCUUGUCCAUGCUGCUGCUACGUUGAUGUGUUUCUUCUCGUUAUCUUCAGGACUUUUGCAGACUCUCGCGUGUUCUUCAUCCCGGUGUGUGAGGGCGAUGCGGAAGGCGUGCACGGGUCGUGGUCAUGUGACCCGACGCCACCUUUGGUGACAGGGUCAUGGAAGCAACUGGGUCCUACUGCCCCCCGAGUUACUGCCCCAACACAGCCGGUUGUGUGUGUGUCCGCGCGUGUUAGGCGCCGGGCUUCCGAUGAGAAUGUCUGAAGUUGCGCUGGAGGAAAGACGCUGCGACGCCAUGAAAGUCCUAGAAAGCGACGCCCCUCCUGCCCUGCGCAGCCCCGCCCAUGCACACCAGCACCAACACAACGCCACGCACACUCUGCACCAAGAGCAAGAACAGAGCUGCCCGGACCUCAGUAACCAAACCCAGCCGUCCACCACAGCAGGACAGCCGAUGAGACGCUCCAAGUCAAACGCAAAAGUAAAAUUAGUCCGGAGUUUGGCAGUGUGUGAGGAGUCGUCGCCGCCGCCCACAAUCUCAGAGCCAUCACACCAGGAUAAGAUCCAUUUGCAGCUCAGCCAGGCUUCGGAGAAAGAGGAAGCUGGCAGCGGGGAUGAAGAUCACGCAGAGAAGAGCCCGGAAAAGACUGAGCGAGUCGAACGAGUGCCAAGAAGAUCGCUGUCGAGAGACCACAGUCAGGAGUACACCGACUCGACGGGCAUCGAUCUCCAUGAGUUUCUGGUCAACACACUGAAGAAUAACCCUCGGGACCGGAUGAUGCUGCUGAAGCUGGAGCAGGACAUCCUGGACUUCAUCGGUAACAACGAGUCCCACAAGAGGAAGUUCCCCCCGAUGACGUCGUACCACCGGAUGCUCCUGCACAGAGUGGCGGCGUAUUUCGGCCUGGAGCACAACGUCGACCAGAGCGGCAAAUCGGUCAUCAUCAACAAAACCAGCAAUACCCGGAUUUUCUCUUCAAAUACGAAGCAAGAUCGAGUUGGUUUCUUUUAUUUAUAUAUAUUUUGUGCUUAUUCUUCAAAUCCACAGGGGCAAGAUCAUUUCCAGCUCGAUAAAAGGAUUCAGGAGGACGUGGGUUAUAUUAGCAGUCAUCAGAAGCGACAGAUCUUCAGUUUGAGGGACAGCAGCUCGGAGAACGAUCCGCGGAGCCUGGAGCCUCGGCCCUGGAGCAGCACGGACUCGGACAGCUCGCACCGGAACGGCAGGCCGGCCAUCACUAAAGCCAGCAGCUUCAGCAGCAUCAGCGUGCUCAUACGCAGAGACAGCACCGCUAGCAGCAGGAGCACGGGGAGGCUGUCGAAGACCGGUUCCGACUCCUGUAGUAGUGUAGGUUCAUCUACCGGAUCUCUGUCUCGCCCCACCUUGUCGUUCCCCGUCCAAGCCGUACCCGCGCCGACCAGGCAGGUCCGGACUGGCACCGGAGACCCGGGCUCUCCGCGCUCCGCCGCCAGCGCCACCACCCGCGCCGAUACUAACACUAGUGCUAACGCUAACACAAGCUACUACCUCCUUCCUCUGGAGGCCUCGGGCAUCCCAGCAGGCAGCAUGCUGCUACACUCGCAAACAGGUCAGCCAUUUGCAAACCCCGACGGCAGCGCUAUGGUCUACAACCCCACCUUGACGACGCAGCAGGGGAGGGGCCAGCAGCCCAUGGCUCCGCCCCUUCCACCUCCUACGCAUCAUUUCCAGCAGCACCAGCCGGCCAAUCAUGUAAUGGCCCAGCAUUGUGGUCAGUGUGUCCAGUACUCAGCGAUCUCUUAUCCUCCUCCGCUCCUGCCUGUUCCUCUAAACCAACACUACACUGUGGUACUGCUCUCGCUCGCUCUCUCUCUCUCUCUCUCUCUCUCUCUCUCUCUCUCUCUCUCUAUGUCGUGUUACUGUGCCCCUGGUCAGUAUCCCCAUGCGAACCAGCACUACAGACCAGUCACCCCAAUGUCGUGUUACUGUGCCCCUGGUCAGUAUCCCCAUGCGAACCAGCACUACAGACCAGUCACCCCAUCUGAGCUCCGCCCACAUGUUAAUCCUGCUGAAAAAAAUCAUGCCUGUGUGUGUGUGUGUGUGUGUGUGCAGAUGUCGGCGUGUUACUGUGCCCCUGGUCAGUAUCCCCAUGCGAACCAGCACUACAGACCAGUCACCCCAGUACACUACAGCAGUCCCCAGAGUCAACCUGUUCCACCACAACAACAAGGAUAUCAGACCAUCAUGCACAGUCAAGCACCUAACUACCAAGGCAUGAUGGGAGCUCAGCAGCCUCAGAGCCAAUCGCUGAUGAGCAGCCAGCCAGGGCUAACCAGUCAGAUCCAGGGUGUUGUGGUGCAGUACCCACCCAUGCCACCAUACCAGGGUUCGCCGAACGUUCCUCAGCCAGCCUAUCAGCAGCAACUUGUCCUGCAGGGACCGACCAAUCAGACGUCAAUGCCCUCAGCCAGCAUGCAGGUGUACUACAGCGUUCUGCCUCCAGGACAACACUCCACUGUCAGCUCCACCGUGGGCUUCCUGCCACCUCCGGCUUCCGAGCAGAUGCAGUUCCCCAGGGCCACCUCUCCCUGUGGCUCUCAGCCAAUCCAGACGCAGCAGUGCACAGGUGUACCUUCGGCGCCCCCUGGUGGUAGUGGUGUGCUGAUGAUGCAGCUGAGCGUCCCUCCUGCUCCUCAUGCUACACAGUGGAAGCAAAACAAGUACUACAGCCUGGAUCAGCAGCAUCAACACGCCGGCUCCAAACCGUCUGAGCUGGGCCUGGUCGAUACCACGCAGCACAGUCCUCAGCUGACAAGCCCUGCCCCUUCUCCCGCCCAUUCUCCUGGUCCGCCCCAUCUUGCCAGUUUAAAGGGAAUCCGUCCCGGCCUCGCCCCACUUCCAAUCAUGCCCCAGUUCUCUCGACCCUUCCUUCAAGGUGACGGCAGGUACCCUUUACUCGGACAGCCUCUGCAGUACAACCAUCCGAUCCGACCUCCUCUAAUGCACGGCUCUCCUCUGGUCAACCACCACUACCAUCACCAUCAGGGUCCUAUGGGAAUCCGACAUGGGGGGCGUGGCCGAAGACCGGCGAAGAAAUCACUGUCCACUGAUAGUAGCACGGGGGAGAUAGCGACCGGUCGUGUCCUGGAGGUGACGGACCUGCCAGCAGGCAUCAGCCGGGCCGAGGCCGACUCUCUGCUGGCAGAGCUGGGCAAGGUCGGCGCGCUCAUCAAAUGGCUGCCGGAGCAAGCGCAGCCUCCCCGGCGCUCCGAGACCGCCGAGUCGUCCGCCGCGCCCCAGCACGACCUCGCCUCCACCUACACCAUCCUGGCCACCUUUCCGUCGAAGCAAGCGGCGCAGAGCGCGCUGCUCAAACUCAACACCUCCAUCGGCACCUACAGACUCAAGGCCAUCCAGAGGGCCGGCUCUCAGUGAGGCCACGCCUUUCUCAUCGCCCUCCAUUAUCAUCCUGCCUCACUACUUCCUCGUUUCUGUUGCGGUUUCUCAUGGUUUUUUGUUUGCCUCACUUUGGAGAACUGGGAUAGAUAUUUGUUUGGGGGCUUUUUUUUUUUCUCACACGGGUUUGUUUAAUAGAGAGGGGGGAAAAAUGGAGGGAAAAAUUAUAAAAAGAUCCGUAACCGUCAAGAUUAUUUUAUCGAACCAAAAAAAAACCCCCCCAUGUUUUCGCAAAUUUUUUUUUCUAAAGUCUCCAAGACGCUUCACCACAAAGACAGCAUGGUUGAUUUUGUACUGCAGAACGGACGCUUGGACCACGUGCACUCACUCUUUGUCUUGUUUGAGAUGUUUUUUUUUUAUUAUUAAAUGGGGGGAAAUUACACAGUCCGCUCGUUUUUUGGUACGUCGGCGAGGCCGCGAACGAGAGAGCUUCGACUUUUUGUGCCUUCAACCACGACUGCACUGUUGAGCUGUCUGAGAAAGACGUCACCCAAAAAAAACCCAACAAACAACGAAGAUCCUGUCGUGUAAUCGAUCAGGGGAAUCAUUCGUCCUCUUCCGCUCUUUCGUUCGAGUGUCCUCCAUUUCAGGCUCGAAUAUACGGGAGCUCUGAUCGCUCAUCCCCAUAGGGUUUUAAUUUUAUUUAUAGCGGCCAUUUUUAAAAACAAAGAUUCACUCCAGCCUUCAUCCCCUUUUUCUCUCUCUGCAGAAAUGUGCAUUUUUUUUUUUUUUGUGUGUGUGUUUUGUUUUUUGAAAGGCUGUUUUUAUUUGUUUCUCUCAAUAAAUGUUUACACCAAACCGUG